Molecule: messenger RNA, 904 nt
Organism: Equus caballus (horse)
Lineage: Eukaryota; Metazoa; Chordata; Mammalia; Perissodactyla; Equidae
Product: proteoglycan 3-like
Biological process (GO): immune response
Source: RefSeq, a predicted model, not a curated record
CCAGCAGCCAGAGACACUGAGAGGACAGCCUCAGACUCUCAGGAGACACACUGGACAUCCCAGGGAGGCAAGGUGGAGCUGUGUCCCUGUCACAAGACUGAGUAGAUAUGAAAUGCCCUCUGCUCCUGCCCCUUCUCCUGCUGGGGACAGUUGCUGCUCUUCAUCUGGAGAAUGAUGACCCCCAUUUGGACAUCCGAGAGACACAGGCAGACCUGACCCAGGAUGUGGAAGGUUCAGGGGAGCAGGAGGGAGAGUUGGCCCUGACAGCAGAGGUGAUUCAGUCAGAAGGAGAGGAGGCUAAGGCUUCCACCAAUCAAGACACCUUUGAGGAUGAGCAGGCCAUGGAGUUGGACCCAGCAGCCCCAGCUGAACAGUUGCAGUGCCCCAGGGAAGAGGAAACAAUACAAUUACGUGGCCAUCCUGGGUGCAAGAAUGUCAACUACCUUUUGGUGCCGAGCCCCAUGGACUUUACACAAGCUCAGAAUUACUGUGAGAGGUGCUACCAAGGCCAUCUUGUCUCCAUACACAGCUCCAGCUUAAACCAUUGCCUCCAGUACAAGAUCAAGGAUAUCCACCAAGGCCAGGCCUGGAUUGGAGGCAUCUUGAAGGGCUGGUUGUGGCGCAGGAGAUUUCACUGGACUGAUGGGAGCUCCUGGGAUUAUGAAAACUGGGCCCCAGGGGAGCCUGGAAAUGGGAGAGGUGGCUGUGUUGCUCUAAGCAGCAGAGAUGGUCACUGGCGACGAGCUCCUUGCGAAACGCGUAUGCCCUUCAUCUGCUCCUCCUAAGCCGGUUACACGGAAACCCUGCCUUGGAGCCUCCUCCCUUCACAGCUUCCCAUCUGCCCCCUGGACACUGGGCUCGUCCCCUUGUCCUUCCUGGAUAUAAAAUCAGACUUGCCACAGCA